AUGUCUUUCUCCUUUGGCGGUACACCCUCCGGCGGCGCCUCCAGCGGAACUCCCAGCGGAGGAGGACUCUUUGGAUCCGGCGGUAACGCUUUCGGUGCCAACAAGAAUACCACAACCUCUGGAUCGACUAACAGUCUCUUCGGCAACGUUGGAGCUCCGGCUAGCGGUUCUUCCUCGCCCUCUACGUUUGGAGGAGGCUCAGCCGCAGGCUCGGGCAAUACAAUGUUUGGUGGAGGUGCUUCUAAUGCAGGUGCUUCCAAUGCGACCCCCGGUGCCAGCUCCGGCUUCAGCUUCGGCGGUACGCCCAGCACUCAGUCCAACUCAUUGUUCGGUGGCGGCGGCAGCAGCCAAACUCCCAACAAGACAACCGAAUCGACCACACCUGGUCAGACUUCCACCAGCGGAAUGUUUGGUGGCAGCGGUGCUGCGAAGCCCUUGUUCGGAGGCGCCGCUUCUGCGACACCCGCCCCCGCCAGCGGUGGUUUGUUCGGAAACAACUCUACCACUCCCGCAGGCCCUCCGCCAGGAUCAAAAGCACCCACUGGCCUCUUUGGAGGUGGCGCUUCUACCACACCUGCCGCCGCGCCUUCGUCGACCACACCCACUACAUCACAGCCGUCUUCUGGUCUUUUCGGAGGUGCAGCUCCCGCUGCAUCUGGUGCUCCGAAGCCAAUGUUUGGAGGAACCCCUGCUGCCGCGCCCAGUGGUAGCCUUUUCGGUGGUGCAGGCAAGCCGGCCGCGUCAACCACUCCCACUCCUGCGGAUAGCACCCCCAAGCCGUCACUAUUUGGAGCCGCGGCUCCUACGCAGGGUACACAACAGUCUACUCCCGGGCAGCAAUCGACUCCUUCUCUGUUCGGUGGCAAUGCAGCCACUGCUGCUGGUGCAUCUGCUCCGAAGCCUGCAUUCAGCCUCGGCGGUGCCGCUCCUUCCACCACAAGCGCUGCUACCCAACCCUCCCUAGGAGCCCCCGCUACCUCGACUUCCACUCCUCAAAAGUCUCUCUUCCCCAGUAUGGGCGGUGCCACAUCCACUGCUGCGCCUUCAACUACCCCAGCCGCAGCCCCCUCCGGGGGUUUGUUCCCGGGUCUUGGCAAGACAACUGCCGCAACUACUCCAGGUACUGCUGCCACAACCGCCGCACCUGCUACAUCUACUGCACAGCCUGCUGCUCCAUCUGGUGGACUUUUUGGUCAAACUGCCUCCACCCCUUCGACCAAACCUACCGCACCUCUCGGUGGUGCCACGACUACCGCCCCAGCUGCUGCUUCGACCGCAGGUGCCACCUCGGGCACCACAGCCACAGCCACAGGUAUCUCUGCGCUUGGUCAGUCUACGGCUGGUCCCGCUCCCCCAGCUCAGUCCCGCCUGAAGAACAAGACUAUGGAUGAGAUCAUUACCCGGUGGGCGACAGACCUUACCAAAUACCAGAAGGACUUCCGCGAACAGGCCGAGAAGGUUUCCGAAUGGGAUCGUCUGUUGGUAGAGAACGGUACCAAGGUUCAAAAGCUAUACGGCAGCACUGUUGAUGCAGACCGGGCUACCCAGGAAGUUGAGCGCCAACUCGCAUCUGUGGAAGGUCAACAAGACGAGCUCAGCGCAUGGCUGGACCGAUAUGAGCGCGAAGUCGAUGAGAUGGUUUCCAAGCAAGUGGGCCCUGGAGAGUCCCUCCAGGGACCCGAUCAGGAACGCGAGAAGACAUACAAACUGGCUGAGAAGCUUUCGGACCGCCUGGACGAGAUGGGCAAGGACCUUACCAGCAUGAUUGAAGAGGUGAACGGCGCCUCCGCUACAUUGAGCAAGACCAACAAAGCAGACGAGCCUAUCUCCCAGAUCGUCCGCAUCCUCAACUCGCACCUGUCCCAGCUCCAGAUCAUCGACCAAGGUACUUCGGAUCUGCAAGCCAAGGUUGCUGCAGCCCACCAAGCAGGCCAGUCGAUCUCUGGCCGUCUCGGAUACGGAUAUGCCAGCCCUGGCAUGGGCAAUGGCCACGCCGCUGAUGACUUCUACCGCUCCUACAUGGGUCGGCGGUAA
This is a messenger RNA of Penicillium antarcticum, 2034 nucleotides long. RefSeq names its product putative nucleoporin Nsp1. Gene Ontology annotation, molecular function: phospholipid binding; structural constituent of nuclear pore. Gene Ontology annotation, biological process: RNA export from nucleus; protein import into nucleus. The transcript is spliced from 3 exons. Gene Ontology annotation, cellular component: nuclear pore central transport channel; nuclear pore. The record is from RefSeq and is a predicted model, not a curated record. NCBI's taxonomy places the organism in Eukaryota, Fungi, Ascomycota, Eurotiomycetes, Eurotiales, Aspergillaceae. Bases 1 to 2034 code for a protein of 677 amino acids.